AUGGAUGUCGACCACGCACCAAAUAUUCCUGAUGUUGACCAGGAGCUUGAUGGGGCUGGAGUUGGAGACUGGGAUGGGGUAUUUCAGGGUAGAAGUGAUGAGGGUGAUGAUCAAGUCCACAAGGAGGUGACACCGACUGACUCAGACUUCAUCGACUGGCAUCCCAAACCCCCUCAAACAUAUGGCAGGGGUCACACUUUCCUCGACUCGUUUCGUUCUGAUGCAAACAACACGUAUCGCAAAGAAAAUCACUAUUACCCGUUUAGCGGCCGGAAAGAUUGGGAGGUUGCAUUGUGGGUGUAUGCUACUGCGCAGCGACUGUGCCGCAUAUACUCUGAAUGGAUGACUGGUGAUGACGCCUGGAACAUGCAGUCAGCCCUCCCGAGAGGUGCAACGCUCCUUGGGACAAUUUUGUCAUCUGACAAGACCAAUAUCUCUAUGAUGACCGGUGACAGAGUCGCACAUCCCCUCCUCAUCAGCCUCGCCAAUAUACACAUGUCUACACGACUUAAAUCGUCAUCUAACGCCUUCGUUCUUACUGCCCUCCUCCCUGUGCCGAAGUUUAUUCACAAAAAAAAACGUAUGCGAGGCGUACUCAAGGAUCGGCUAAUCCAUGAAUGCUUGAACAUCGUGCUACGUCCCCUCAAACAGGCCGCUCGUGAAGGAGUUAUGUUAUCCGAUCCUAUCGGGCACAGUCAAUACUGCUUCACACCGCUCGUAAGCUAUAUUGUUGACACUCCGGAGGCCAUGAUGCUGGCUACUGUCGGGGGAAAAACCUCCCCAGUCACUAUGGCAAUGUACAAACAGUUUGGAGACCCUUUCCGCCACGAGCCUCGCACAAAAUCAACUACACUUGCCCAGCUGCGCAUCGCCCGAGUAAGGGCUGAUCCAGACGAUAUCGAAGCAUUCUUUCGUGAAGCUCAGAAGUUUCGUUUGAAUGGUGUAUCCGACCCUUUCUUUGCGGACUGGAUCCUUUCUGAACCAUCCCAUUUUCUCACUCCCGAAACUCUCCACCACAUUCAUCGGGAGUUUUAUGAUCACGAUGUGAAAUGGCUCGUUUGUGCAGUCGGGGACGUAGAGCUUGAUUUUCGCUUUUCUGUGUUGCAGCCCAUCAUGGGGUUUCGCCAUUUUCACGGGGGCAUUUCGAAGCUCAAACAGGUCACAGGACGCACUCAGCAUGAUAUCCAGCGCUCAAUCAUUGCAGUUAGUGCAGAUGCGGCACCUAGUGCCGUGAUCACUGCCAUCCGAGCUUUGAUGGACUUUCGCUAUCUCGUGCAGUCACUUCGGAUUGACGACAAUGUUCUUGGACGCAUCUCUGCAGCACUCGAUGAAUUUCACGCCAACAAACACGCAAUCAUAGCUGGUGGAUUUCGUCGCGGUCAGCGUAAUAGAGUCAUCGAUAACUGGUUUAUCCCGAAGAUUGAGCUUAUGCAGAGUAUAGUUCCAAGUAUUCGAAACAGUGGAGUUAUCAUGCAAUGGACCGCUGACACUACAGAACACGCACACAUCACCGAAAUCAAAGAUCCCGCACGCUCGAGCAACAAUAACAAUUACGAUUCACAAAUCUAUCAUGGUGAUUCUGAUUCUGAUGAUGUCAACUUCGAUGUCGACAAUGAUGACGAUGAUGACAUCCCAGCAGAACUUCUUGCGACCAUCACAUCUCCUGGCCAUUCACGCCCCAUCACCAAUCACUUUGCAAUUGCGAAGCUCCUCCAGGACAGGGAGGUGGGGACGGUUCCUGUGCCAUUGUGCUCAUUCUCUGUCGGACGUACAUCAUUUCAUCUUGCCCAUGUCCCAUCCAUUAGAUCCAUUUCUGUUGACGACACAGCUCUCAAGUUUGAUGUUCCAGACCUGCGACCAGCCAUUGCUGACUUUCUUGGUCGCGAAGCUGCUCAUGGGCAGGAUUAUGUUCAUACUAUUGGGGGGGCUAGGAGAGCUAAACCCACCGCUUCACUUCCAUUCGAAAAGCUCCAGGUCUGGUUCAAGCUUCAAUUGCAGGAUACGGAUCUUCAUGAUAUCAGUGUCGUGCGGCCUGCUCAGACCCUGAAUUGUUCACCACCUUCUGGUGUCUGGACUUGCGGCCGGUAUGAUCCAGUCAUUGUAAACGACAAUGCGAGAUGCUCAUGGCCUGCCGAUGGUCUUCAUGGGCACACCGUUGGUGAAAUUAGGCUGAUUCUGCGUCCUGUUGGAAAAGCUGGCACAUAUUGGUCAUGGAAGGACCGCUUCCUCACCUAUGUGGAAGUAAUCGUGAACUGA
Suillus subalutaceus is the source of this 2256-nucleotide messenger RNA. RefSeq lists its product as uncharacterized. The coding region runs from base 1 to 2256 and encodes 751 amino acids. Lineage: Eukaryota; Fungi; Basidiomycota; Agaricomycetes; Boletales; Suillaceae. The record is from RefSeq and is a predicted model, not a curated record. The transcript is spliced from 6 exons.